UACCACACAGUGUGCAAGUUGCAUGAGGAUUUUGAGAAGCGUUUUCGGAAGGAAGGGCAUGCGUCGAUUAACAUCGACGAGCAGCAGCACGAUGACUACGAGCCGCUUGACGACGACGACAUUCCAGAGGAUGCAUACUUUGAGGAGGAGGAGGAGGAGGAGGAGGAGGAGGAGGAGGAGGAGGAGGAGGAGGAGGAGGAGGAGGAGGAGGAGGAGGAGGAGGAGGAGGAGGAGGAGGAGGAGGAGGAGGAGGAGGAGGAGGAGGAGGAAGAGGAGGAGGAGGAGGAUGUAGAGGGGGAAGAGGAGCAGGAGGAGGAGGAGGAGGAGGAGGAGGAGGAGGAGGAGGAGGAAGAGGAGGAAGAGGAGGAGGAAGAGGAGGAAGAGGAGGAGGGGAGGAGGGGGAGGAGGAGGAGGAGGAGGAGGAGGACAACGAGGAUGACUAGGAAGAGAAGUAAAAGACAGUUGGAGGAAUAGUAGUAGUACCCCUAUAUGUGAGAGC
Molecule: messenger RNA, 499 nt
Organism: Closterium sp. NIES-67
Lineage: Eukaryota; Viridiplantae; Streptophyta; Zygnematophyceae; Desmidiales; Closteriaceae
Source: the annotation of a GenBank genome assembly